Molecule: messenger RNA, 1156 nt
Organism: Rana temporaria (common frog)
Lineage: Eukaryota; Metazoa; Chordata; Amphibia; Anura; Ranidae
Product: retinol dehydrogenase 16-like
Exons: 5
Coding region: 126-1079 (317 amino acids)
Molecular function (GO): oxidoreductase activity
Source: RefSeq, a predicted model, not a curated record
AGGAUAGUUAAUGUUUUACAGACUGAAUCCAGGACAUGAAAAGAUGAAUAUAUGUGAAGGGUUGUUUAAUUGGACGUCUAUCUAUUAAGAGUUGACAUAAAGCAAGACACCUUCAGAAUUUCAUCAUGUUGCUCCCUCUGGUGGUUUUCCUAGUAAUGAUCGUAUUCCUGUACAGAUUGCACCGACUGGGCUUGAUUCUGGACAAUCUUUCAGAUAAAUUUGUGCUCAUAACUGGAUGUGAUUCUGGUUUUGGGAAACAGCUAGCAAGACAGCUGGACAGACGGGGAAUGAGGGUUUUGGCCACUUGUUUGACUCAGAAAGGAGCAGAGGAUCUUAAGAAGGAGGCAUCUAGCCGGCUGCAAACAGUUAUUCUGGAUAUUUCUAACACUCAGAGUGUCAGUUCUGUCACUACAUGGGUCUCUGAUGUUGUUGGUGACAAUGGUCUGUGGGGAUUAGUGAAUAAUGCAGGAACAGGGAUGCCUGGUGCACCUAAUGAAUGGUUGACAAAAGAGGACUUCGAAAGAGUUAUUAAUGUAAAUUUGCUGGGUCCUAUCGAUGUAACCCUUAGGUUCUUGCCAUUAAUCAGGAAAUCCAAAGGGCGUAUUGUUAAUAUGUCCAGCAUAGUGGGACGGGUGACUAUCUGUGGAGGUGGAUAUUGCAUUUCUAAAUUUGGAGUUGAAGCAUUUUCAGACAGUCUGAGGCGCGAGCUAAGACCCUUUGGAGUAAAAGUUUCCAUUAUAGAGCCUGGCUAUUUUAAGACUGGACUGAAUGAUAUGCAGCACAUGAAAAACAUUCUGAGCAAUAUUUGGAGAAAACUCCAUCCAGAAAUCCAUUAUAGCUAUGGAGAGAACUAUUUCAAACAUUAUGUGGCUGAUAUGGAGAAGACAUUUUCAUCCCUCUGCAAUACAGACCUAACUCCUGUCACAAAGUGCAUGGAGCAUGCACUGACUGCUGUCCACCCCAAAACACGCUACUCAGCAGGCUGGGAUGCCAAACUCUUCUUUAUACCACUCUCUUAUGUCCCAACUGUACUAUCUGACUAUCUGCUCACUCGAACAGCUCCCACACCAGCUCAUUAACUUCUUUAACUACUUCAAUACCAGGUACUUUCACCCCCUUCCUGCCCAGGACAAUUUUCAACUUCCAGCGUGGUCAC